Messenger RNA from Chanos chanos (milkfish), 3725 nucleotides. It is a transcript of the gene klf15, whose product is annotated as Kruppel like factor 15. The record is from RefSeq and is a predicted model, not a curated record. Bases 377 to 1861 code for a protein of 494 amino acids. Gene Ontology annotation, molecular function: RNA polymerase II cis-regulatory region sequence-specific DNA binding; DNA-binding transcription factor activity, RNA polymerase II-specific. Gene Ontology annotation, biological process: regulation of transcription by RNA polymerase II. NCBI's taxonomy places the organism in Eukaryota, Metazoa, Chordata, Actinopteri, Gonorynchiformes, Chanidae. The transcript has 3 exons.
UCGUGCAACGAGCCAUUCCGAAGCAGCGCCACACGGUGCGUCUCAAGGGCAAAAAACACAUUACUGACAGAUAUCCGCUCCGCUGCUAAACUACGGACAAGUAGAGGAUUUGGAAUUAAUUCACUGGAUUUUUAAAUGCUCUCUGAAAAAAGACGCAACCUGGAGUUUCUGGAGCAUCAAAACAAAAACGCUCCAAACUGAGAAUUUAAAUUCUCUGUAAAAGAAAGGGAUUGGUUACAGAAACCCUUCACCGGGUUCAGUCACCUCCUUGGAGACUGAGAGAAACCUGCUGAGCAGCUAACGUGCAAACGCUGAAAUAGCGUGAAAAAACAGUGGCGAGUGCAAUUUUCGGACAUCAAGGAGUGAAGUACAGGGAAUGGUGGAUCAUUCUCUUCUAAGCGAGGAGAACUUCUUGUCCUACAGUGGCGUCGAGCCCACCUCACCUGAAGGCUAUCAUCUAUCAGAGAUGGUAACGGACUCAGGGACAUAUCAGGUGAUGCCCUCACCUUUCUCAGAGGAUGACCUCAGCGAUGCGUCCAGCCUGCGUUCGUGCUCGUCACCGGAUUCCCAGGUUCUCAGUUCCAGCUAUGGUAGUUCAUCGAGCGCAGAGAGCCAAGACAGCAUCCUCGAUUUUCUAUUGUCCCAGACUUCUCUCGGUGGACCCAGUGGUUCAGCGGCCAAUACUGGGGCAAAUGCGGUGACCCCAGUGCCUUUGGCCAGCAUCCUCUGGGACUCCCGGAGAGAUCCCGUGAAAGAGGAGAGUUUUGACUUCCCCGUCUGGUCCUCCUCAGACAUGGAGGAAGCAACAGUAGGGCCCUUCCAGCCAACCUUGGAGGAAAUAGAGGAAUUCCUGGAGGAGAACAUGGAAGGAAUGGUGUCCAUGAAGUCUGAGCUGAAGGAUGACAGCUCAGCCAUGGGUCUGGACCUAGAGCCAGACCUGGGGCUGGGAAUGGGGGUGGAGGUUGGAGAGGAGGCCUUGCCCGGAGUGCAGGAGACCAGCAUGUCCACAUCUCAGCAGCAUUCAGACCAAACAGUUCCGGUUGCUACGGUUACUGCCAACGCUGCCAGUGGAACCGGGACCAAAAGCACACAGAAUCGGCCGGAUGCAAGCGUACGCUCAACGGAGGCCCAGGUAAAGCCUGUAGUGGGAGACAGCGGCAGCAAUGGUGAUGCUAGUGGUGCUAACGGCGGCAACGCAGGGAUGCCAGUUAUACUCCAGAUCCAGCCAAUCCAGAUCAAACAGGAAAAUCAGGGACCCAGUGCGGCCUCCUCCACCACGCAGCCUUCCGUCUCAGCCACAGACAUCAAAAUAGCCCAGCUGCUGGUCAACAUCCAGGGACAAACCUUCGCCCUUGUGCCCCAGCUCCUCCCCUCACCCCCCACCCCAUCAUCAACACCAACCAGUAUUAACGUCUCAUCCAAAUUUGUGAGAAUCGCGCCUGUACCCAUCGCUGCAAAGCCAGUAGGACUUGGAGGGGAAAAUGGGGGACUUGGUGGCAUGCAAGGUGGGCUACUGGUAGGAGGAGCCCAGAAGUUCCAGAAGAAUCCAGUGGCAGAUCUUAUCAAAAUGCACAAGUGCACUUUCCCAGGGUGUGCCAAGAUGUACACAAAGAGUAGUCAUUUAAAAGCCCACCUGAGGAGACACACAGGGGAGAAACCCUUUGCCUGCACCUGGCCUGGCUGUGGAUGGAGGUUUUCCCGGUCAGAUGAGCUAUCCCGUCAUCGGCGUUCUCACUCUGGAGUGAAGCCAUACCAGUGUCCUGUUUGUGAAAAGAAGUUCGCCCGAAGUGACCACCUGUCAAAACACAUCAAGGUUCACCGCUUUCCACGAAGUAGCCGGACAAUGCGCACCACUGCCUGAUAAUCUGACCCCUCAAAAACUCACCUAUGGACAGAGACCAGGGCCGCAGAGAGAGAGAGAGAGAGAGAGAGAGAGAGAGAGAGAGAGAGAGAAAAGGAAAGAGAGAGAGAGUGUUCAGUAUGUGUGUGUUUGUGGACAUGAAAGCACAAAACUGUGUGUGUGUGUGUGUGUAUGUGUCCUGUGGUAACUUAUUAUACCAAUCUAAAGCAGAGAGAGAAGCAGUCAGUGUCCUCUCUGAAGCUCAUGCCCUGUGUUUCAUGGUUGUGUGUUUUGUAGCUUCGUUUUUAUUUUAUGACGUAAUUUCUUGUUUUUUGAUUGAAAAUAUGAUCGGCUUUUAUUAUUUAAAAGCUAAACUAUACAAUCAGUGGAGGAAUAGUCAAAGCUUUGAUUUUUAAUGAGGUGGUGAACUGCCUUUCAUUCAACACAUUUGGGUUGAAACGUAUUAUCCUUUGCCUUUUAAAGAGGUUCAACUUUAACUGGAACUUGUUUUUGUAAUUUUUCCAUGCUGGACCAUGACACGUUGCCAUGGUGACCAGGUAACUACAUCACUCAUUAAACAUACUGAUGUCAUCAGUUUGGGGGAAUGAGGACAAUUGCAAUCAGUACAUAAACUACUGACAGUAUAUAAGCUUGAUACGGUAAGCUUCAGACACAGGUUCUGAAAAACAGCUCUUGGCUAAUUGACCUAUAUAAUAACGCAAGUAAUAGAGCUAUACAAAUGCAAAUAAAACGAAAAAAAAAAAAUUGAAACGCAACACAAUGAGAGCGCACAGUUUUGAUUAUCCUUGUCUAUAUGUAUAAAAUGGCCUUUAAUCAGUGUUGGGUUUUUAAAAUCUAUUUUGUAUUGUUUUUAAAGCUUUCUGCUUUUUUUAAAAAAACAAAACAAAAAAAAACACACAAACUUUUUUUUUAAUUAUUGACUCCUUAUAGCCAUACUGUGUUUUUGUUGUCUUCUCUCUGGCCUUCUCUCAGCUGUGUUGUAUGUAAGCUAUUAAAGGGUCUUGGGUUUGGUGCUAAUUAGCCUGUGCACACUGCAGGUUCAUUUUCUAUCUGACACUAUGCUGCUUGAUAGAGCUGAUUCCAGCCCGAGCCGGUGAAACCCUUGUGUGUUAAGUCUAGGGUUUGUGAUCAGUUCGGAAAAACCCUGUAUUCAUUGAUUGAUGGAUCUGAAAAGGAAAAUUUGGAGAAAGAGGAAAGAAUUCAUUUCUGUAACUUGGCUAAGCAUGUCUGGUCAUCGAACCAAAUAUUUCUUCUUUUUUUUUCUUUGCUUUGAUUGCUUGUUUUGUCUCGCUUUUUCCUCUUCUGACACAAGUCUGCCUCAAAGAGUAAUCCAACUUGUUACUGGAAUAACCACCAAUGUGCAAACGUCCGUAGGUGAAUUGAGGUGCUUCUCUCCCUCUUGAAGUCAUAGGCAAUUGAGUUGAGGCCAUAGUUGAUUUGUGUAACGUUUUGGCUGUCCUGCUUUGAAACGUUGUUAAGUUUUGUGUUGUAAACGGAGUAUGGGUGAAAAUUGGCAUCCAUACGUGUUUAUUAUGUUAUCAAAAAAAAGGGGGUACACAGAUAUGUACAUCACAGCAUUCCUUCCAUUCUAAAUGUUGAGUUGUAAUGAAAUGCUUGUUUAUAUACAGGUGUUUUGAAACCACAUCCUAUGAAUGUAUGUAAAUAAAGGGAAUUGUACAUAGAUGCAUCAGAAGAAGACCAGAAAGAUUCUUGAAAAAAAGAAAAAGAAAUACUGUGGUUGUGAAAAGUUCUAGUGUAACCCUAAACAUGUACUUAACAUAACAUUUCAGCACAUAUGAAAAUAUUAUAUAUUUUUUUCCUUUGUUGUACACAACAUGCAUUUACUAAUAAAAUGUGAAAAAAA